Molecule: messenger RNA, 7011 nt
Organism: Limulus polyphemus (Atlantic horseshoe crab)
Lineage: Eukaryota; Metazoa; Arthropoda; Merostomata; Xiphosura; Limulidae
Product: adapter molecule Crk-like
Exons: 9
Coding region: 669-1511 (280 amino acids)
Molecular function (GO): protein binding
Source: RefSeq, a predicted model, not a curated record
CUUAUGGUAUGCGAUGGGAUAUUACAUGUAGGCCUAUACUCAAUAUGUGUUUGAUGAAGUGUUGUGUUAUGACGUUUUUCUUUCUAUUUUUUAAAUAUAUUCAGCACAUAUAGAAAGUAUUUUUAACAAUAGUGCUUAAAUGAACACAUUUUUUUAGGAUCUUUUAACCUUCACUUUUGAAACUCCUUUUCACAACCUUUCAACAGCCAUAUUGACUUGCUGUUUAAAAUAUUGAAGGUCUCGUGUGAAUACGGAAAUCGAUUACAAAAAUGUCUGUGAUGCUUCGAGUAGUCGGAACACACGUCUUGCAUGGAAGUUCUCUUUGAUUUAAAAGACGUACUGGGACAGGAAGGGUGAAGAGGCAAGCUUCUUAUCCGGUUCAUGUUGCUUCCGCUGAACUUUUAUGAAUAUUAUAGUAAUAUCACAAUGUUGCCUGAAGUUAUUUGAGUUUGCAGCCUGAAAAGUAUAAAGUGUGAAUUGCUUCUAAAAAAGUUUUGGUAAUCCAUAACUGUUUGGGUUCCUUUACAAAUGAAACUGGAGUAUUAGGCCUACAAUGGUGUCAGCCUGAACUGUUUGUGAUGCUAUUUAUGUCAAUUUGUUUAGCAUUCAACAAAAAUAAGGACUAAGGAAAAGGCAAAACAGUUUCUUCCAAUUUACUGUAUGAGAUAAUGGCAGGAAGUUUUGAUCCUUAUGAUAAAAACAGCUGGUUUGUUGGGCCUAUGACGAGACAGGAGGCUACAGAUCUUUUGAUGGCAGAAAAUGAGGCAGGAAUUUUUAUAGUACGAAACAGUAGUACUAUACAAGGAGAUCUGGUGCUGUGCGUCAGAGAGGACAACAAAGUCAGUCAUUACAUAAUAAAUAAAAUACAGCAAGGAGAUCAGACGAGAUUCAGGAUUGGUGAUCAGAUGUUUCCUGAUAUCCCGUCUCUACUAAACUUCUAUAAACUUCAUUACCUGGACACUACACCACUUAUACGACCAGCCGAGAGAAAAGUUGAGAAAGUUCGAGCCAAAUAUGACUUCACAGGAAGUGGAGAUGCAGAUGACCUACCUUUCAAGAAAGGAGAAAUAUUAACAAUUAUUUCUAAAGACGAAGAACAAUGGUGGACAGCAAGAAACUCUGUGGGCUUAACAGGAUCAAUUCCAGUACCCUAUGUAGAAAAAUAUGAUGAAAACCAGAUUGAUGGACAAAACUGUCGAAGUUCAUCACCAUCUACAGCUCAGUCAGGAUCUAGUCAGUUAUCACCAAACACUCGCUCUUCAUGUGAACGCAACAGAUAUAACACACCUAAUAUUCAGAGAAAAUUACCAGCAUUAGCCAAAGUUAAGCAAGCCCGAGUUCCAAAUGCCUAUGAUAAAACUGCCUUAAAACUAGAAGUUGGAGAUGUCAUAAAGGUUACCAAAAUGAACAUCAAUGGGCAGUGGGAAGGAGAACUGAGGGGUAAAACUGGACAUUUUCCCUUUACUCACGUAGAGUUCAUCGAUUCGGAAAAUUCAGAAGAUGAGUCCUAAGUGAAAAUGCGUAGUGUUGUAAGAAGAACUAUGACUCUUUAAUUGAUGCAAAUCAGACUGUUUGUGUACCUGUCUGCCUCAAGCAAGCUUGCAUUUUGUUUGUAGGCCUUGAGUUCUGUGUUCAUACCAUCAGUGCAACAUUAAGCUCCUGUGUGUUCUUGUACAGCUGUACUUUUCUUCUUGGCAAACAACACACAAACCUUGUAUCUAGUUAUCUUCAACAAUCACCUUCAUUUAUGUAUUUGUAAUCAGUAAGUUUUGCUUCCAAAUUAGAGAGGAUGUAAGUAAUGCAUGUUAGUUGUUUUCUCAUAAAUUUUAGUAAUUGUGUUUUACCCUCUUUUAGAAGGAAUGUCCUUCAUAGGUAACAUUUGCUGAAGAAUAAGACAAGCCAUGUCCAUCUAACUUACUUUGAUUUUAUUAGAGAACUGUUAUUUGAUAUGUUUUGAAAGAUAACAAAGCAACAAAUGUUUUACAAACACACACACACACACAUAUAUAUAUACACAUACGUAUUAGAGCUAAGCUUAAGAUGAACUCAUGACAUAUAUAUGCCAUGCCUUUAGUGUAAGUACUUGAAUCAGCUGAUUUCUUCAGUUGUGAAUUGUCAUUGUAUUUGAAGUACAAUAACUUAGACUAGCUCAUCAGGAGAGUUGAUUGGAUUAUUAUUUGAUUUGUUUUUACUUUUCUCCAAAUACAAGUUUAUUAAAUUGAGCAUCACUUUCUCCAUUAGGUGCUCAAAUGAAAAAAAAGGUGUGCAUCUUGUCCUUAUGAAAAUUUUUAUUUUUAAUUAUACAGUGUUAUAUUUUAAUGUGAGAACUAUGUUUAUUACACAUUAAAAGUGGUAGUAUUUAUGUUUAUUUCACAAACAAAUGUUCUAAAAAAGAAAUACUCAUAAAAUUCAUUUGAAAUAAGUAAGAAAUAUUAAUACAAGUAAAAAAUGUUUUGUUAGAAAAUAGUGGAUAAAAAAUACUUAAAUAAUUUACACUUUUUUUCAGAAACAAGGUAACUUUCCUAACUGGUCAAAAGUAACAAUCAUAUGACUUGCCAUUUAUAAACAAUUUAACAAAUACAUAUUACUUAUGAAAUGAGACAUUAGUUUACAGUACUUAUAGUAAAAAAACUAUCAUACUAACUAGCACUAUAGUCAGUAUUCUAUUUCUGACAGUUAUUUGCCUGUCUAAAGGACAUUUUUUAUUCAAUGUUUCAUGAUUGCCUUUUUCAGUUUGUUUCAUUAAUAUAUCAAUCCCCUGGUUACAUUCAUUCACUGAUCUGUUCAAUACUGAAUGUAAAAGUAAAAACUAAAAUAUUUCACUGAAAGUUAUGGUGCCCUUUUCUUUGACAACUUUAUACGAUACUUAUAAAUUAUGCUCUAAAUAUUUGUGAUUUGAUACUUGUACAACUUGGUUAUUAUAUCUUGUCUUUUAACUGUUUAUUUUGACAACUAUCUCCUCUGAUAUUUUUAUAAAGUAUUAUGUUCUGAUGGAUAGUUUUGGUCUUGUAUUGCUAAACCUUUUAGGCUUAUAACUUCUUACUUUUACAGAAAUUCCAGGAGAAUUAUUGUUCGAUAGCAUACUAACAGUUUGUGAUAUCAUAAUAUUUGUUCUAUUUACUUAAUUAUUAGGUUAUAUGAUUUUCAAGACUUACUAAAAGUAUGAUUAAUAAAAGUGGAUUUCUUAUGUUUCAAAAAUUGUGUUACAUUUCAAUGUAAACUUGUUUCUCCAAAGUUUUAUUUUUUGAAAUAUAAAAAAAGGUAGUCUGCAAAAACCAACACUUAUAAAGUUUAAUACCCUAAAUGGUACCUUCCUUUGUCGUGCUUCAUUAUUUUGUAAUGACUGAAAUUUCAGUAUAUGUUAAAUUUCAAUCAUUAAAAUGUUGUUUAUUAUUAUGUAAAAAAAGUGGUGAAUGUAAACAUUUCACCAACAAUUUGCAGUAGAUGAUAUUAAGAUCCAAAAAAAAAUAAAACAUGAAAUUUUACGUACUUGAUUUUAUUUAUUUAUUUUUUGGCCAGCUUUCUAAAUGGUUUUAUUAUUAUGUGUUAAUCCUCACAAACAACAGUAUUCUGUUCUUUUCUUUCAAGUGAAUGUUUACUUUUACCAGAAGUUACUCCAAAACUUUAUCUUCUGUUUUGUUCUUCUUGAUAUUUUAAUUGUAUUACUUUCUCUUCUUUCUUUAUGUUGCAUCUUUCACAAUUUACUUGAUUAACUUCAAGUUUGAAGACCGCCGACAAAUUCUGUAAAUUUAUGGAUGUUUUCUUGAAGUUGAUUGAGUAAAUUGUACACACGUUGUUAAAUGAUAAUGUUUAUUUUUCUUGAAUAUAGCUAUGGUUGUUCACUAUAUGUAUCUGAUUCUAUUUUCUUUUGACUAGUACUAAGGAGUAAUGGAUGUUUCGCAUCAUGUUUUGUUAAAGUUACUAACUCGUGUAAAACAUGUUACUGAUGUUUCUAUAAUUAACGUGUUACUAAACUGUAAUCUACUACCUGAACACAAGUCAUUUGAUGUUAUAAGGUGAAAGAAAAUUGAAUACUUCUGCUAAUAACUCUUUCUUUUUUUCUGUAAGAGUGAGUUUUAGAUUUAAGCCCAAUGUGAAAACUAGAAUGAAAAGCAGAAGCCACAAGUGGUCAGUCUGGUGGCUGAGAGUAAAAAAAAAGUUGAUAUAAGUAGAAAAAUUUUACAUUUUGAGACAUGAUGAUUGUGUAUUUUAUUUCAAGUAACUAUUCCCAUCCACACCUCAGUGUUUAAAGUCUUGUCUUAUGGAACUGUAGUUUCUCUGCUCUGAUCAGUGAAAUUAACAGUAGAUAAAGAAAUUUACUUCACUAAUAACUCUUGAAUAUAUUGUAUGAUACUUAUAUUUCACAGUUUAAUACCAUGCUUGUGUUUCUCUAUAUCCGUGUGCUUAAAGAUGCUGAACAUAUCAAUUAUAACUGUUAAAUGCACCUUUAAACCUUCAAAUAAAAAUCAGGAAUGGCUUUAAAACGUUAGAGAGAAAUGUGUACCGUACGUCUUAUUCUGUUUGUAUUUAGAUUUACAAAAUUUUCUAUGUGAAACUGUAUAGAGUUAUAAGUAAAAAAUACUUACAAUGUAAAAUGUUCUUGCACUAAACUAUUGCUUCCAAAAGCAUGGCAUUAAUUUUCAUUUUUGCAGUAACUUAGUUGUUCAAUGGUUGUGUUUAAUUGAUUGCAUUACCUUUUUUCAGUGCACAUCAAAUAAUAGUUAACAUGUUUGGAUUCUGGUAUCUUAUAGUUUUAUCUGUUGUUUUAAGAAUGAUUUUAUUUCAUUCGGAACUUGACUAUUAACUAGUUAUUUCUGAAUAAAAAUACCAAAUUCCACAAUUUAGUUUUUUUCUAAUCUUAAACGAAUACAGACAGCUGCUUUUAUUUUCUUCUGAAAGAUUUAAGUUUGGAAAUAAUUGCAUUACUGAAAUCCAUCAAGAGUUUUUCUAAACUAGUUUUUACAAGAAAGUUUCAGUAACAGUCUUAGUUUGUUAGGCAUUAUUUAGAACUUUAUGAAAUCCUCUUUGUGUUUUUAGUCUGUCUAUAGACUGUCCAGUGUGCAGUUUUAUACGAAUGUGCAAGAUCUACCUUUAACUGCAUGACUAUAUAAUAUAGUUUUUCAUCUUCUCAAGAUUUCUGUAUUGAUACAUAUGCUAGUAAUAAUGCUGUUAUAUUUAUUAUUUAAUGGAGUUUUUCCAUUACCAUAAAAUUCUCAACAUCUGAAAGAAGAUGACUGUCCUAACUAAUCGAACAUUUCAGCAUACUAGUCAAGAAUUACAUUUUGGUUCUUUAUUUUUUUACAUAAUUUCUAGUUACGUAGUUCUAGUUAGCAAAUGCAGAGUUGUUUCUAUGAAUGAAGAUCUGGCUUAGUUUAUGCACUACUCUGUAUUAGUAUAACAAAAAUCUAAUGUCACGGGUAAGUUUGAAGUGCCUGUCAGAUGGAGGGGGAUGAAGUGGUACAUGUUAUGGUCUAACAUUAUUUAUCCAGCCGUUUGAAUGAUCCUGAACAAAGCUAGAGUUGUCCAUUGUUUGGGAGUGUUGCAGAAUAGAUAACUUGAUUUGUGACAAACUUUAUGUAGUAAUGUGUAGAACGGUCAUCUUACCGAUAAGAGAGCAUGGCAAAAAAAAAGAGUUGAAUUUGUUUACUUUAUCAGGCUAACCUGACUGGUGUAAUGCAUGUCAUUGUUACCCAUUUUAAUUUCAGCAGUAAGAAAACAUGAUAUCUCGUGACAUUAAAUCUACUUUCCCAUAUUAAUUCAAAAGGUGAGCUUGAUGAAGUGGGAAUGAUUUUGUGUUUCUUCUUCAAGUCAGGUGGUAACUCCAUAUCUUUCUGAUUAUUAAGGUUCCAAUUCCUGGAAUAUAUAUCAGCCUUACUGCAGUAGUCGAUAGUUUUAUUCUUAUGGUUAGUAAGUACCUUUAUAGUAUUAAGUACUUGUGACCAUUAUAAUGGUACAGAAAAUUAAAUUUUAUCACUGCAACAUUACCCAGAAUCAUUAAUGCCUUCGAGGAUUGGAAAUGGAAUAGUGUUUAUAUAUGGUAUUUGGCAAGAGCUUAUUUAGAAUGCACAUAUAGGUAGACUAUUUUACACUCCUAGGCCUCCUUAGGGCCAUAAACUACAGAAAAUACCACGGUCUUGUUCAUAAUGUUCUCGUCUUGUAAGUUUUUUACCUACUCAUAAAAGUUAUCAGUGUUGGCCUUGGCCAUUAAAGAAAUGGAUUUAAUUGUAAUGUUACAUGUACAUAAGGAUGUAUUAAAGCAUUCGGCUGUGUGAAUAGAUGAUAUUCUGAGGGAGAAUUAUUCUUUAGAUGUGGAUUUUCCUGUAGAAAUGUGUGUGUGUGCCUAAGCUUCCAUCUGUGGUAAAAAAAAAACGAGUAUCCGUGUUUUCUCUAUGAGUUUUCACUUGGAUACUACUAGCAAGACUUUUUUUUUUGGCUCACUUCAAGAAUUGUCUCUGCUUGAGGAAGUAAAAAGGUAGGUAUUUCUUUAGGAUAAUAAGGUAAAAAAAUAGCAUAAAAACUUUGAUAAACAGAUUUUUAUAUAUGGACAGCUUGCUGUUGAAACAGGAAAAUGGUGACAGUUUUUUGGCAUGCUAUCAUUAAUCUUCAGGACAGGUGACUGAGAUAGAAGUCUUUACACUGUUUAUGUUUUCCUAAUUGGUUCUUGGAUUCUGAAGUGAUUCGUUCAGAGAAUGCUGAAAUAUGAUUGGCUGUAUAUUUUUCUGUUGUUCAGUAUCAAUGGUGUGUUCAGCAAUAGUUGACGCAUUUGUGUUUUUAGAUGAACUUUGUGUUCUUUAAAUCAUUGUUCGUAAUCUCUAGUUCUCCAGUAUAUGAUUUUCUACAGUUGCAUAAAGUUUUCUACAUUACUCCUUUGGUUGUAAGAAGAACCAUGGAGGGUUUUGUUUGGAAAAGUAUACUUACUGUAAAGGGUUGAUCCAAAUUUAAAGCAAACUUAUGCAAAAAUUCUUUACAAAGUUUCAAGUACAUUGUUACUGAGUUUUAGACAGAAAGAAA